Lepisosteus oculatus (spotted gar) is the source of this 2179-nucleotide messenger RNA. RefSeq names its product protein phosphatase 1, regulatory subunit 27b (gene ppp1r27b). The record is from RefSeq and is a predicted model, not a curated record. Gene Ontology annotation, molecular function: phosphatase binding. NCBI's taxonomy places the organism in Eukaryota, Metazoa, Chordata, Actinopteri, Semionotiformes, Lepisosteidae.
UGCGGGCGGCAGAGGAGGGAGAAACCGACUGAAGGAGCCAGAGACGUCAUCGUCCAGCCAGAAGAAAUUUCACUUCUGGCUUCCAGCUGCAAGAACAGAAUUUUGCAUUUAACUGAAGGAGUGAGUUAAAGUUGUUUUUUUUAAUAUCGAGAUACAAGAAAGGGGAUUAUUUUUGAGGUCAAGGGCUAGGACAAACAUCUCUGAAGAGAUUUGAUUAUAUUUGCACCUGGAGGUCCUGCUUACAGGACACUGAAUACUGAAGAUCUCCUGUGCUGGUAGGAUCCACAGCGCUUUUCCCAGGAAAGAAGACCCUGAUCCUACAGGACUGAGCACUAUUCCUGCUUGUCCGGCUGUGUCCAGGAUGAAGUACUACUACCAGUGCCCCAGCUCACAGUACAGCCGUGCUGUUCCUGUGAAGCCUGUGCGCACCGUGCGAUUCCCCAACGACAUCGUGUUCCAGGACCACAUCCGGCAGGGAGACCUGGAGCAGAUCGGCCGGUUCAUUCGUGCCCGGAAAGUCCAGCUGGACACCAUCUACCUCUCUGGAAUGGCAGCGCUGCACGAGGCUGUCCUGGCGGGGAACCUGGAGUGCGUGAAGCUGCUGGUGAAAUACGGUGCCGACAUCCACCAGCGGGACGAGGAGGGCUGGACCCCACUGCACAUCGCCUGCAGCGACGGGCACCCCCACAUCGCCCGGUACCUGCUGUCUUUGGGCGCCAGUGUGGAGGCGGUGAAUGAGAAUGGUGAGAAGCCUGCUGAUCUCAUUGACCCCGACUGCAAGGAGCUGGUCACAGUCUUCAAGGGGAUGGGCGUGGCCUGAACCUUGAGCUGUGAUUGGACUGCACUGCUUCUCCUUGGCUGUCUUUCGCCACGGUGAUGGAAUUGAUGGAGCUGCGGAACGUCCUUGCGCUGCCUUCACCCCGCUUCCCUAUUGGAGGAUUUGCAGGGGGGAGGUGGCCUUCUCCUAUUGGUUGCCUCGCAGGGGGGAAGGCGGGAAACUAACUUUGUUGUGAUAGGCUGACUCUCUUGUCUGUCACAGUGUGUGUGACUUGGUUGCUGGCUGCAAAUGCAAAAGGAAAGAACUGCUUUGUGCCUUUUCCUUAAUUCAUAUUAGAAUUUUGAAAGAAAUGGAUUAUGAGUAUAUUACAGUGAUGCUCAUGCUGUAGCCAACUGUUUCUAUUUGCUCAAUGAACAAUUUAAUUCCACUGGCUGUGCUAAACACUUUGCUGGACUCAGAACCUCAGCUGUAUCGUUCUCUACCCAGAAUCCGGAAUCAGAACCUCAGCUGUGUCGUUUUCUACCCAGAAUCCGGACUUUUGAUGCAGCUGUGCUCCUUGAUCGCUCAGCCCUGGAGAUGCUUGUCAUGUGAUAAUAAGACUGAAGGAAUAUCUGCUGUGUGCAGCAGGCGCCCCCUGCUGGCUCCUUCACGUAUUGCUCUCUUCAAGGCCUUUCCCAUUACUUUAUUAGCACUGCUCAACACACAGACACGUGCCACCCUCUCCUUCUGCAAGGCAUUACUGGCAGAGGCUGGCUGGCUUUGUCAUCGUCACGGCCAGUGAGCGAUUGCACAGCAGCACGCCUGCACAAGCGCACAAGCGCACGACAGCGUGACAGCACUGUGGCGCGAGAGGAGGACCUGCAGCCCGUGCAGCAUGACGCAGACUUGGGGAGAAACGUUCAAAGCGGAAUAAAGGAAAGUCCUCAAAAGAAGUCUGUGGGGCCAACUUGGGCCUCUUACAAGAAGCCUGCGCUGGACGAUGGGUCAUCCUGCCUCGGUGUUAUGUGAUGCACGCCGCUCCACGAAUCCAGAGCACAGUGCCCUGCACCCCACGGGGACCCCCCCACAGGGACCCCCCCAUAGGACCCCACCGCCUGCAGCCCUGUGUCCAGCUGCUGCUCUCCGAGGAGCAGUGUGCCUCCACUCCGCCAGACAGAGACUCCUUCCGGGCCUGGAUCUGCGUGUUUGGGUGCUGCUGUUGUGCUGCUGUUGUGCUGCGUUGUGCUGUUCAGCAGUGAUAUCUCAUGACGGUUGUGUUGUUUCUCCAUUCCAGCCUGCUGUCCAAGUGAACUGUGUGACAUAUCCUGAAAUUACAAACGUCCUCUGUCAAAGUCUUAAUUUUUAUUGAGAACUUCUGUUUAAAAAAAUAAAGUUGUUUUUUAUUACUAGAAUUUAAAUGAA